This is a messenger RNA of Iphiclides podalirius (scarce swallowtail), 324 nucleotides long. The record is from the annotation of a GenBank genome assembly. NCBI's taxonomy places the organism in Eukaryota, Metazoa, Arthropoda, Insecta, Lepidoptera, Papilionidae.
AUGUACAACGCUCCAGGUGUGAUAAAGUGCACCUACUAUCCGUUCGCCAACGGGCGCGCAGCGCGGAGAAAUAUCGUGAUUGGAAAGUGUUCGGGCGCUUUAGAAUCCCCCGUUCUCGGUGUAAUCGAUGCUCUAAUAGCGCUCCCCGAGCGAUGUCUACUUGCGUCCAGCGCAGCCAAUUACCGCUCUCAAUAUUCGCGCUGUCAGCCUGAUGGAUGCUGCAUGAUGCAUCCGACGCCGAAGAAAGCCGAAGAAAGCGACGUGCAUCCAUCAGUCGUUCGCCGGCACCUGUCCACCGCUUGGUCGGAGCUUUUUCUCUGCCUU